Messenger RNA from Melampsora larici-populina 98AG31, 873 nucleotides. RefSeq names its product hydrolase/acyltransferase. Bases 1 to 873 code for a protein of 290 amino acids. The record is from RefSeq and is a predicted model, not a curated record. NCBI's taxonomy places the organism in Eukaryota, Fungi, Basidiomycota, Pucciniomycetes, Pucciniales, Melampsoraceae. The transcript has a single exon.
AUGAUGAAGAUUUUUCAACUCAUUAUUCUCCUUGUUAUCAACAACGUCAAUUCUACUUCAAUUGAUCGCAGAGCUACCCAGCCAUGGUUAAUCUUACCGCCAACUCCUUCUCUACCUAAACCUAUCUCUAAUACUCUACAAGAUAUCAAUGGUGUCAAACUUUGGUCUCAAGAGUAUAACAAAUCACCAGGAAAGAUUCCCAUUGUUCUGAAUCAUGGUGGUUUAGGUUAUUCGGCUUAUUUUGGAGACGUCAUCAAUAACCUCAUUGCUCAAAAUCGCUACGUGAUUGCUAUUGAUCGCCGUGGUCAUGGUCGUAGUACAUUUAAUGCCAAUGACGAGUUCACGUUUGAUAUGUUUGCCAAAGAUAUCGAUGAUCAACUGAAAUCCAUUGGCGUACAAAAGUAUGAUGUGUUAGGGUGGUCAGAUGGAGCGGCUACGACUCUAGCGGCACUUCAAACCCCGACUUUGGCAUCUAAAAUCAACAAAGCAUUCAUCUUUGCUGGGUUUAUGGUACCUCAAGAUACAAAUUCAACCUUUACAUCUACAAACAUUUACACAGAGUUCGUCUCUCGGUGCGCCAAAGAAUACGCUGUCAAUCAACCUACUCAAGACUUCAAACUCUUCGCUGGAAAAGUCGCAACCUUAGAGUCUAAAUUACCACAAUUCACUGCACAAGGAUUGGGUAGAAUUGAUGGAUCUAAGGUAGCAAUUGCUGGGGCUGAGUAUGAUGAAGCUGUUAAUUUGAAUGUUCCGGAUAAGCUCCAUUCCGCCAUACGAGGUAGCCAGUUGAUCAUGCUAAAGGGUGUCAGUCACUUUGCGCCCUUGCAGGACUCUAAGGGGUUUACCCAGGCGAUCUUGAAGUUUUUUGGUUAA